GACACUUCAAUCAGUUUACUAAUUCGAUUAUUACAUUGAAAUCCAGUGAUUCGAUCGCCUCUUUCUAAGAAUUUAAAACGUAUACACGUGGACUUCCAAGGUAACGUACAGCGUUGAAACGAGAAACUACAUCGAUCAAAGGUUCACCGUGCUCGAGAAAAAAAACUGUAUUAACACAUUUAUACUCAGAAAACUCAGAAGAGUGAGGAAAUAACUGUGCACGAUUACCUCAUUUUACAAUAACGUCCUAAAAUAGUGUACAUCUUCCUCGUCGAAAAAAUAAGGACAGCUGUUACAUAUGUCUAAUGCUGAAAUCGUGUUAUCAAAUAACGUAAACGUUAAGAAAACAUUCCCUUUUUUCCCACUUACCUGUAAAUCUUCCCACGCUCUUUUUAUAUCGUGUUAGCUGUUUGCAAUGAUAUCAUUAAUUCAAAUCAACAAAUCCACGUGGAUGAAUCCACGCUAGGAUGAAUUCGUUAAUAAGUGUCCAAUUUAGAUUGCAAAUGAUGAAGUCGAACGCCAAAUGAAAUGCGUGACAGACGCGGAUGAAAAGAUCAAGGUGACGAGGGAAGAUUGCCGCGGUGAAGCGAGCGAGGUAGCUACUAGAGCGUCACACUAAUUUUCCAUCGAUCAGUCGAGUUUACGCAGUGCGAAUGAGUUGUUAGUACGUUUGCGUGCGCAUAAGGUAACGUGUAAUUCCGCAGAAACUCUCGGGGCACAGCCGUCACCGUCGUGUUGCACUAUUUUUGCAAAGUACACGAGUCAUCUCUUUCACUUAGCGCGACGCAAGUGCAUAUUAAACUCUUAAAAGUGCUAAAUAAUUAAAGGAAUUGAAAAAUAGAAUGAGAAAAAGUGUAUCAUUUUUAAAAACAUUGUUAUGUACACGCGCGAUUUAAAUAAUUUUUUAAAAACGAUUUUUCUUACGGUGUAAAGAUAAAAUAGAAUCUUUUAGAAGACGAUUAACUUUAAGAUAAACGGUUGAUGCCAAUAAAUCAUGUUCAAGUACAUCUUUUAAAAAAUCGACAAGGUGCAAAUAAUGAAUAAUGCUUUAUCAACGAAAUUUAUAGUGUCUAGAGAGAAAAAAUUUAUUACGUGGUUCAUGCACAAUAAAGUUAUGCUACGCGACGCAAAUUUCAUCAAGAAAAAUCUGUCGAAUAUCCCGAAACUCAGAGUAUCUGAACGUCAAAUAUAAUAACAAGCCAUCUAAGUACGAAAUCCUUCACAUCUUUAGCAUGGACAUUUGAGUUUAGUUAUGCAGCGUUUGUUAUGCAACUCUUCUGGAAUAUCCCUCAGGCAUCUUCCUCUAAUUGUUUGAGUUGUUGAGUCUCCAUUAGACCAAGCAGCAGCUACCCACCGCGCGAGACAGUAAUUUCUCAUCUUUCCUCUCCCCAUCUUCUGAAUAAUAAAGCGAUCAAUCGCACAAAAAUAAGAAUCGAGCGAAUGGAGAGUAAAAAAAAAGGAAGGCGAGAACCGGUGAGACUCUUGAGACUCCUGAGCCCCUUCCCACUUUGAGUACCCCCACAUGCAUAUCUCACCUCUUAAAAUAAUGCGAUUCUGGAGAACAGAGGAGUUUGACCGUAGACAUCGAAUCUUUGAUGAACCGGAAACAUUGCCCAGAUAAACGCCCAUGCGCGGCACACGCCGAGAACCAUGAAGCCAUCGACGAUCAGCAGCAGCAACAGCACCGACUCGUUGAGCGUCACCAAUCUUUCGCUUCCUUUUUUGAUUCCCUGCGAGAAUCUUACCGGCUUCAUCGACCGCGAUGUGUUCGCUGAACGAUCAACCGGAUAUGAGUGGAAUACCAACCUCACGUGUCUGGAACAUGCGCCUCAGCUGACCAGGGCGAUAUAUCUCAGAGUCAUCGUAUUGACAGUUAUGUCGGUUCUAAGCCUAGUCGGCAACUUGGCAACAAUAUACUCAAUUACGAAAAACCGUCGCAAACGAAUUGGCUGCUCGACGGUCUACACCCUGAUCCUGCACCUGUCGGUGGCCGAUCUGCUGGUCACUGUCUUCUGCCUCACCGGCGAGGCGAUCUGGAGUUACAACGUUGCGUGGUUGUGGGGCAAUGCCGCGUGCAAAUGCUUCAAGUUCCUACAAUUAUUUAGCCUAUAUCUUAGUACUUUUGUGCUUGUGCUGAUCGGCGUCGACCGAUUUAUCGCGGUGCGAUAUCCCAUGAAGGGCCUCAAUUCGUCUAAGAAGUGCUCGCGAUACGUCGCUUUCACUUGGCUGCUGGCUCUUGUGCUUGCCACUCCACAGAUUGCGGUAUUUCAUGUUGCGCAAGGUCCAUUUAUCGAGGAAUUUACGCAAUGCGUGACACACGGUGUUUACACCGAGCCCUGGCAGGAACAGCUCUACGGAGGUUUCAGCCUAUUCUUCAUGUUCAUCCUGCCAUUAGCAAUAUUAAUCACCACAUACGUAUCCACGGUGCUCACUAUCUCUCGAGGUCAGAAAACUUUCAAAACAGAACAAAUGAAGACAUAUAGAAAUAGCGACUUAAAUAGGAGAAAACUGAUGAACCGGGCGAAAACGAAAUCUCUACGCAUCAGCAUCGUCAUAGUAGCAGCAUUUCUGAUCUGGUGGACACCGUAUUACACGAUGAUGAUAAUUCUCUUGUUCAUGAAUCCGGAUGAUCGCCUCAGCGAGGAGCUACAGAGCGAAAUAUUUUUCUUCGGAAUGAGCAACAGCUUGGUAAAUCCCUUGAUAUAUGGCGCGUUUCAUCUUUGGCCAAAGAAACAACGGCAGAGGCAUGGUUCUUCUCAUAGAUCUGAGGGUUUGACAAAUCAACAAAACAACUUGAAGAGACGCGAAACGAAAAUGCCGCUCCUCUCUUAUCAGGAUAGUAGCAACAAAGUGAUUGCGGACACACAGCAACGUCAAAUGUAAUAAUUUUUUAUCAGAUAUAUAUAUUAUAUUUUACGUGAAAGCGACGCCGUGUAACAAGAAAUAAAAGCGUAAUAUAAAAAGAAGAAAUACUACGCAAAAGUAAAAGAUAAGAAAGAAAGCAUUGCUGCUUUCCUUUUCAAGUGUUGUUCUUAUUGUUAGUUAAGGAUUUUUGCAAACGAGAAUUAUUCUUUUUAUUUAUUUAAAGAAGAGAAAUUCUUAAAUAUGUAAGUAAACUUGCUUAUUCCACUAUAUAUUAGAGAAAUGUUAAUAAAAAUCUAUAAAAAUAUUACGUUAAUUUUGAAAUUAAAGUAUUAAAAAUAUUUGUACGCAUUGAUUUAAAUCUAAUUAAGGCGUGAAAACAUCGUUGCGUUUCUCAUUAAUGCAUAUAUUUUAAAAUAAAAAUUAAGAAAAUAUUUUAAAUAAUAAUAAUAAAAUUUUUUAAAUAAUAUAAAAAAA
Solenopsis invicta (red fire ant) is the source of this 3339-nucleotide messenger RNA. RefSeq names its product gonadotropin-releasing hormone receptor (gene Crzr). The record is from RefSeq and is a predicted model, not a curated record. Gene Ontology annotation, molecular function: corazonin receptor activity. The transcript is spliced from 6 exons. Gene Ontology annotation, cellular component: membrane. Lineage: Eukaryota; Metazoa; Arthropoda; Insecta; Hymenoptera; Formicidae. Gene Ontology annotation, biological process: neuropeptide signaling pathway. The coding region runs from base 1651 to 2883 and encodes 410 amino acids.